AUGCCGCGCGCAGAGAAAAUCGGCUCCUUAUUAUUUUGUCCUGAUUGCGGGACCUUGCUCGAUGUCCCUGGUGGAGAUGAGACGUUCGUGUCUUGCGAACAGUGCGGACAUGAAGAGCCUGCGAGUUCGUACGAGAACAUUGAGAUCACAACACGAUCCCAUCCGGAGGCUUUCCCUUCGGCGCUGAGACAGAAGCGCAAGACGCAAACCAAGGUGCACGAGGGAGACGCGGGGAGGCAAAAGACGACGGAAAAGUGCCCCGCAUGUGGACACAUGGAAGCGUAUUCGAAAGAAAUACAGAUGCGCAGCGCAGAUGAAGGUUCCACAAUCCUAUACGAGUGCGUGAGCUGUAGACACGGCUGGCGCAUCAACAACUAG
This is a messenger RNA of Peniophora sp. CBMAI 1063, 378 nucleotides long. The record is from the annotation of a GenBank genome assembly. NCBI's taxonomy places the organism in Eukaryota, Fungi, Basidiomycota, Agaricomycetes, Russulales, Peniophoraceae.